Molecule: messenger RNA, 2030 nt
Organism: Thalassophryne amazonica
Lineage: Eukaryota; Metazoa; Chordata; Actinopteri; Batrachoidiformes; Batrachoididae
Gene: serpini1
Product: serpin peptidase inhibitor, clade I (neuroserpin), member 1
Exons: 8
Coding region: 56-1306 (416 amino acids)
Biological process (GO): negative regulation of endopeptidase activity
Molecular function (GO): serine-type endopeptidase inhibitor activity
Source: RefSeq, a predicted model, not a curated record
GUGUUUCUCUGUUUUCAUUCCUCCAACCCCUCAGCUGUCUGGGGUCUGUGCUGCAAUGUUGAUCCUGGAAGUUUUGUCCCCCUUCCUUCUUCUUUCGUUCCUGUUGCCGAGCUACGGUUGCAGGGUGGCGGACAUUCCAGAGGACACUACAUCAGAGUUCUCUGUGAGACUGUACCACCAGCUGCAGGUGGCAGGGGAGCAGGAUAACAUCAUCUUUUCCCCACUCAGUGUGGCUGUGGCACUGGGAAUGGUGGAGCUGGGAGCCCGGGGAGCUUCACUGGAGCAGAUUCGACAAGCUGUGGGAUUCAGCCACAUGCUACCAGGUGUUGAGUUCUCCUUGCUACAGAACCUGACAGAAGCUUUUCCAGAUGAUGACGCGCACUAUGUGAUUCGAUUUGCCAACAGCCUCUUUCUGCAGGAAGGUGUAACCUUUAACCCAGAGUUUCUGCGUAUGAUGAGGAAGUACUUCCGGGCAGAUGUGGAGACGGUAGAUUUCAGCGAGUCAGUAGCAGUGGCUGAACAGAUCAACAGCUGGGUCGAGAAUCAGACAGAGAGUAAGAUCCGUGAGCUGCUUUCAGCUGAGGACUUCAGCAGCUUGACCCGCCUGACCCUUGUCAAUGCAGUCUACUUCAGAGGCUCCUGGAAAAAUCAGUUCAGGCCCGAAAACACCAGAACCUUCUCCUUCAGCAGAGAUGAUGGCUCUGAAGUCCAGACGCUUAUGAUGUACCAACAAGGAGAUUUCUACUAUGGUGAAUUUAGUGACGGCUCCCAAGAAGCCGGCGGUGUCUAUCAGGUGCUGGAGAUGCCUUAUGAGGGAGAGGACAUGUCCAUGAUGAUUGUUUUGCCCCGGCAAGAAGUACCCCUGGCUUCUCUGGAGCCCAUCAUCAAAGCACCGCUGCUGGACGAGUGGGCUAGUAACGUUAAACGACAGAAGGUGGAAGUCUAUCUCCCCAGGUUCAAGGUGCAGCAGAAAAUUGAUCUGAGGAACACUUUAAAAGAGCUGGGGAUAAGGAAUAUCUUCACCAAAGAUGCUGAUCUCUCUGCCAUGGCAGAUGGCAAAGACCUUUUUAUUGGGAAGGCGGUGCAGAAGGCCUACUUGGAGGUGACUGAGGAGGGGGCAGAGGGAGCCGUUGGCUCAGGAAUGAUCGCCCUGACGAGGACUUUGGUGCUGUACCCGCAGGUCAUGGCUGAUCACCCGUUUUUCUUUGUCAUCAGAAACAGGAGCACAGGGUCCAUCCUCUUCAUGGGCAGGGUCAUGACGCCUGAGGUCAUUGAGUCAAAUGACCACGACUUUGACUCCAUGUAAAGGCGGUGUGAGGUCAAUCAGAUCUGACGUCAUACGUGCUACCUGUCCUCCGCCAUUAUCUUCAGCUGUGUUUUAUACUCUUUAUGGCGAUAUCGUAAUAAGCUGAAUAUUAUGAUAUAUAUAUAUAUAUAUAUAUAUAUAUAUAUAUAUAUAUAUAUAUAUAUAAUGACACAUAAUGUGACUGUGUUUUGAUACUGAAAGCUUUAAACAUUUGCAUACAGAUGGACAGAAAAAGUUGUAAAUAUUCUCUAGUAAAGGACAGUUUGUAUAUGAGUACAAUAUGUAAUCCACGCACGACCCCUUUAAGUUCAGCAGCUUUGGAUUCACUCACGACAGUUUUCUCACUUUCUUACUGCAGGUCUGUGCCCACGCUUUAAUUAUGCCCCUGUACAUUUGACGUUGUGUUCUAUACAGUAUAUACACUCAGUAUUUAUUGCAGACUAAAUAUGUGCAGAUUUUGUCCUUAUACAAAGAAUCCUAGUAAUAUAUAAAUAUAUCUGUUCCAGACAGUAUUACAGUCAUUUAUUUUUACACCAUAGGCACAUGGCUAAACUGCUGAUGAACGAAUAUGCCUUAUCACAUCUGAGUGGCUGAUUAAAUGCCAGCUGGGCAUCUCACAGGUGAGCCGAGGAGAUGGCGUAACCAAGGUGGGUUGCUAUAGAGAUAGACUGGAGCACGCAGGCAACUCCUGCUCUGUUUCUGGUGUGCAUACUGAGAAAAAAUG